This is a messenger RNA of Rhipicephalus microplus (southern cattle tick), 8462 nucleotides long. RefSeq names its product embryonic polarity protein dorsal. NCBI's taxonomy places the organism in Eukaryota, Metazoa, Arthropoda, Arachnida, Ixodida, Ixodidae. Gene Ontology annotation, molecular function: DNA-binding transcription factor activity, RNA polymerase II-specific; RNA polymerase II cis-regulatory region sequence-specific DNA binding. The record is from RefSeq and is a predicted model, not a curated record. Gene Ontology annotation, biological process: innate immune response; inflammatory response; positive regulation of transcription by RNA polymerase II. Gene Ontology annotation, cellular component: nucleus; cytoplasm.
CUGGAAAACUCGCGGCGACGGAUUGUCCGAUACUAUCCGUCGCGUUUUGUAUUGUUUAUUACUUGGCGAUUAUCGUGAGUCAUUCAGUGAAAAGUUGUCCUCGGCGGCGCCUCGAGUGAACCGAACGAUGGCGGUUUGCUGCAGUGUUACGUGAUCGCGGCCGGAGUUUGAUAGACGCGUUUCUACUAGACGUGUUUUCGGCCUGGAGCCAGCCGAAGCGCGUCAUAACCAGCGCCUGAAUGCGCCAUCCGGUCACGGAAUCUCUCUGCGGCGGAUAGGCUUGAUCGCUGACUCAGGCGGAGGUGAUAGAGCGGCACAUGGCGGCCGAGCCGAGUUACGUGACCCUGGACCAACAGUCGCGGCUGCCCGUGGCCCAACCACAGCAGCAGCCGCACGUGGUCAUCCUGGAGCAGCCCGCGUCGAGAGCGCUGCGGUUUCGGUACCAGUGUGAGGGCCGGUACCCGGGAACCCUCGUCGGAGUCAGCAGCACCGCCGAGAACAAGACGUACCCCACCAUCAAGGUGAUGGGCGUGCAAAAGCCAGCAGUGGUCGUGGUCUCGUGCGUCACAAAGGACCAGCCAUAUCGGGUACAUCCACACAACCUUGUCGGCAAGGAGGGCUGCAAGAACGGGAUCUGCACACAGCACCUCAAGCCAGACAUGACAUGCACCUUUACAAGCCUGGGCAUCCAGUGCGUCAAGAGGCGAGAUGUUGAGCAGAACUUGCUACAACGAGAAAACAUUCGAGUGGAUCCUUUUCGAAAUGGCUUUGCUCAUAAGGACCAAGCGGCCAGCAUUGACCUCAACGCUGUGCGCUUGUGCUUCCAAGUGUUCCUCGAAGGCUCGCAGCCGGGGAAGUUCACCGUUCCCCUUCACCCCGUCGUCUCGGACAUCAUUUACGACCGCAAGGCUAUGUCUGACCUAACGAUCACAAAACUCAGUCACACAUGUGCUCCCAUGUCUGGUGGCCUGGAGAUGAUCCUGCUGUGUGACAAGGUUGCGAAAGGUAAGUACGACAUUGAAGUGUGGUUUGAGGAGGAGCGAGAUGGCCAGACAGUCUGGAAGGAGCGGGCCGAGCUGCUGCCCAACGGGGUGCACAAGCAGGUGGCCAUCUGCUUCAGGACGCCCCGUUACCGGGAUCCCGUCAUGGCCGACGUGCCCGUCGAUGUGCACCUACUCCUGCGGAGGCCUUCCGACGGUGCCCUCAGCGAGCCGCGAGCCUUCACCCUUCACCCGAACGAGCGGGAUCCCGAGGCAAUAGAACGCAAGAAACGCAAAAUAGGUGAAGGCUACUUUGACCGGUACUUCCAGGAGAACGUUCUUCUAGGUGCAUCUGCUGCGCAAGUGGUGUCCGUGCCUAGAACAAUAAGGCAGCCAGUCAGAACUCAGGCGAGGCCUGAGAGCGGUCGUAGCCCCGUUCCUGAGGCCAUGGUUGCCGCAACAGCAAUGCAACAGCAGCAUUACCCGAUGAUGCAACAGGCCGGUGCACCUACGAUGGCACAGCUGACGCCCGUCAACCCGCAAUACCAAGGCGAAGUGGCCGCAGUGGCCCCGCCCGCAUAUGAGCCAGAGGUGGUUGAGACAGCCGAGAAGCUGGACAGCCUUGACCUCGGCAUCAAUGCCGAUGCUCUGACUUCGGGUGACCUCAACAUGAACCUUAGCGACCUGACCGGUCCAAACUUGUUAAUGGACGCAAACCUGUCAGCGAGCCUGUUCGACAGUGGCAACAACAUUGCAAGUGAGUCAAACCUCAUGGAAGAUGGCCGGGGACUUCUCAACGACCUGGGUGGCAGUCGUGUCUUCAAGACAGAGCCGUCUUAAUGCCAGUGGUGAUCUUCUGCUUCUGUUUGUGUGUUUGUUUUUUAAGUGCUGUGAAUGCUAGUGUGCGGGUCUUAGGCAGAUGACAUGUGAUCGGUAUGGUACUCCGCAUCUGUUUCAAAUUACGAGAGACAUCAUAGUGUGGCGGGCUUCAAAUCUCAUUCAGCUGUUCACUGCCUAGUGGUAUAAAUCAGCUGGCAUGCUCUCUUACGUAGCUGUUUACUGCUAAGGUAUAGAGCACUCGGCAAGCUUUUUAAUUUGACUGGACAGAGUGUCCUAGCUGUGGGAUGCUUGUGAUAAACAUUCCUUCUUUUAGAUUUACUCUGCAAAAGGAAGCUAUGCCUAACCAUAAUAUCAGUUGUAAUUGGCGUUAUCUGCUAUCGGAAGUUCCUGGAGCUCAGCGAUGCAGGCAGUGAGCUUGGUAACAAAGACUUUUGAAAGUUUACGAUUGGUAAAAAUUGAAGCUCGACACUGUGGUGUCUCAUGUGAUGCAUAGCUGGCUAAAUGAAAUUCGCAUUAUCCACUAUUUCGCUCUUUAUAUAUUCUCGCUGUGCACGCCUUUCUCACAAAGGAUGCCCGAAACCGUUGCCACAGUUGUAGCAUCUCAAUACCGCAUGAGAUUCAGCAGGCUAGCUUAUGGCAAAUAUUUUGCUGUAAAUGUUAUUGUUCUUUUUUGCAUAUACAGUAUUUUCCUUAGACAUAAUAACUUACCUACUUAGACAAAUAAUUCAGACAAUGGUUCUGUGCAGAACGGUUGUUUACGUUAUGCACAAGAAAUGUGUUACGAAUUAAGGUACUGUACCAUACAUCUGAGUACCAGUUUAUUUGCAUGGUUUAAAAUGCUUAGCAUAAUCUGUAAGGAGUGUUUAAUGAGAAGUGCAGUGAGGGGGCUCCCAACUAAUGUUGUUCAUCCACGCUUCCUUAUUAAGGUUAUUUCAGUAAAUCAAUCUAUAUUUGAACAUGAUUCCAAAGCACAGUACACAAGUUGUUUAGCGUUAUGCUGUUGUUGUAAGGUUCUGGCCGUGCAGCCAGUACUUGAACCCAUAACCUUGUGUUCAAAACAGCCAAGUAUGAAAUGUCAGGUGUGCAGUUGGACUCUGCCGGUAAUCAAAUCUUUUGUUCAACAUGCUCUUGCUUGUGAAGACAUUUUGUACUGAAACUCUUUCAUAUGCACUCCUUAAGUUUUGUAUGCUUUGCAUAUAGUUGAAGUUUUUUGGUACAUGUAUUAAUUUCAUAAGUUUACGUGGAUCGGAUACAUAAUUCCUGGAAUAGUAUCCUAUUAGUUCAAUAUUUGUACAUCUUCUAUGAAGCGGUUGAUUAUGGUGAAAUUUUGCUACAUCUAUUUUGCAAGUGCGCAGAUGUCCAUAUUUUUGUGAUCUCUUGACGUGCUGAUAAACAUCACUCCGUCCUACACCGCGAGUGAAAACGGCUUUAACGAUCUGCACGCUAUCCAGCAAAAACUUUGGCAUUCAUUCUUGUGUUGUUUACUCUUUGGUCACACUGGCUUGUGCAAGUUCGUUUCCUCAAGGUUGGGCAUCUGCAUGUCAUUGCUUUUAGCACCUGUAAGAGAUUGCUAGGCGAUUGUGCCGAUUGUUGUGGCUAAAUGUCGCUUUCUCAAUUUCCACUCUUCACGCCACCUCAUCAAGUUUGUAUGGAUUCUGUCAGAACUGAAUUCACUUCCCCCAAGUAUUGUGUUCACCCAAUUCUUAUAUCUGCUGGACUUUACAUCAGUGAAGAGAGCAUGGACUUGACCAUUGCAUUUAGGAAACGCACAUCGAAAUUUAUUACGUUUAUUUUAUGUACGUCAGUACUGAUGCCAUGAGGUCCACAACAUUCCCUUGCUGGUGUGGUACUUUUUAUUUGAUAUUACAGUUUUUCUGGCGAAAUUAAGGAUUCAUUUUAUGCGUACAAAAAAAAAGGCAUAUAUUAGAAUUGGGUAACACUGCACAUGUAACGGGGGUAGCGAACGUAUGUAGAAAGAAUUGGUUUUGUUUUCGAUGGCCCAGUGUUCUUUUUGAGAACUGCCAUCUACAGUGUUGACAUCUUGUCAUCUAUGAAUGUUACGAGCUUCUCAUUUCAUCACUGCUCUCGUCGCCUACUUCCAUCUGCUUGUUUGAAUGUCUGUUAAUGUCGUUGAAAAUGUGCAUUUUGUGUCGUUUUAUCGGUGGAGAUUGUUGAGGCAAUAUGAACUCGUUUUGGCCGGACGGGUAAAUGGCGUUUCCAGAUGUUGGGACGGUUUGUUGUUGAGGCUUCUAGGAACUGACGGAUACUGUAGCUUUGUCUGUGACGUUGCGCCACAUAGCUGGUCGCUUUGUCACGGUCGUCGAUUUGAACCCGAGGAAAGGUUGGGUGGUGAAUGCAAUGCGUAAACAGCGAAGUGGCAGGUUUUUAUUACUCUAAAACGCUUCGCUGGGCACUUCUCGUCGCGGGAGUGUGCUUACGUGUAAAUAUCGUCGGUGAACUCGUUCAUUUUCCAGCUGUUGCUGAAAGUUCAGAUCGAAGAAUGGCACAUGCAAGUUUUUGUGCUACCUGAAUGCUGGGAAAUGUUCCGGCAUAAACAGGAAUAGCUUGAGCAAACUGAUAAUUGUGAUUAUGACUGCAAAGUGGGAAUUAUUUUUGUGUGUACUACGUUUAAAAGUAUUGUGCUUCUGGGCACUUCAUUCGAGCAGAGCUAGUUUUGCAAGAAAACAUUGGCAUGCCCCCUUCCAGAAAAAAAGCACUUACUUUUAACUGAUUCAUAAAUUCUGGAAUUUGCUUGCAGAAUGUCACGUGACGCGUUCCGAUAGGAAGUUACCUGAUGUUUAGACUCUUCCCGUAGAAUGUGCUAUGGCACAAAUGUUGCUUGAUCGUGAUAGACAAGUGUUGAGCAGUGAAUGAAUCGUAACCACUCGGUAACGCUAGUUAACGUGGUCACACGCAAUAGUACUGCUGCAGUGCUUAGACAGUGGUAUGCCUUCACUUAAACUAACAGCACGAAUUCUCACGCGGUACCCUCUUGAAAUGCGUUGAUCUGACAUUAGUUAAUCUCCGGCCGUCUUUCUGUGAAUACAAUGACGUAGGAUCAUUUCCAAGAUGUUUUUGCCGGGAUUCUGCACACUUCGGGAGUUUAUCAAUUUUUUUAUGUUUUAACACCACUGAAUUGUUUUAAUAGCUGUGAUAUGCAUGAAACAUGGUUUUUCACAAGUCCUUCCUAUUGAGGCGCAUUUAUUUGUUUCGGAGGCUUUUCGAUGCUUGGUGGUGGCGGUGGUGCAAUACAUCCUUCAUAAUUCACACACUUCGAAAGAUGCAUGAUGUUUCAACUGUUUGAUAUUGGCCAGUGACUUAUCAUCACUUUCAGCUUUCAACUCGAACACUCCUGUGCGAUGUAGCACUUCAUUGCACAUUUACUUGGUAUUCCUAAUAUCAGCGGCUCAGACUGAGGUCUUGCACACUUUCAUGAGCAAUAUUCAAGCGCCUACGACACAUUUUAGUUCCAUGUAAAUAUCUGUGCACCAGCUUUUUUUUAUCAUUUCUUAUUGUAUUGUAGUUCCAUUUGAUAGACACCAAGGACGUGUCUUUACUAUACCUUUGUGCCGAAUAUUUUUUUAAAAGGCCUCUUUGGCCUAGUGCUCAUGCUGACAUAAUCAUUAUAUGUUGUUUGCUCUCAUAGAUAUUUGUGUUGGGACAUUCCAUAUCUUUUAUUAUUUUUGCAGUUUUUAAUUGCUCAAGAGAUUUAUGUUACACAUUUUUUGUGAGGAUGCAUCGGUCUAUAUAAUCGCUUCUGUGAUUUUGUUGCACGUUAUCUGUGCUUACAGUUUUGUAUCUGACGAGACAACAUGUAUUCUGUCGAACUGUAACCAGCGAAAGAGUUGCGCAUUGCUGGAUGUUUCGCACCUGUUGCUGGCACUCUGUAGUUUGUGCUGUGGCUUAGAAUGUAGUGUCCACCAAUAGCUCAUUUACCUCGAUUACAAUGAAUUGUCACAUGAUGUCUGUACUGCAAACAUUACAAGUGUGUGCUGUCGAUAGGCAGUUGAAGUUGUAUAGCAGUAUUCACUGGGUAAGUGCUUCUAGUAUGUGCAGCAACCUGGCAUGCUUUCUGUGUAAGUUGGCACGUUUGUAAAAUUACCAUUGUCAAAGCUGUCAAGUCCCAAAUCCCCGGCGUCAUGCAUGUAAAACGUUUUGACACAGCUUCGUGGUACUUCGGUGUGACUUAACGACACGUAAACCUCAUUAUAACAAACUUGCAUAUUACAUGAAAUUAACUUCGUUAUAUCCGAAAAUUUGUUUUAAAGGUUUAUUCUUAACACUAAAUCUAUUGCGAGACUAUUUUUUAUUUAAUUUGUUAUAAUCGAUAUUUCGUUAUAUCAGCACUCAUUAUAUCGGGGUUUGAGUGUAUUACUGGAAUAUUCUUACUGCACGCCAGAGCAUUUGUGCUUAUCGGCAAACUAAAUUAUUUUGCAAGUUGGCUUGAGGUGCAACCUUAUCUUCUGCCAGCCUUCCACAAAUGAUUCUUGAGAUACACAAAAUAGUGAGGGGAGUGCUUAUUUUUGAAUGAGCAUAAUAAAUGAGCUACAGUCAUGCGAGUUGGUUGUUGCCAUGAUUGCUAACAUGUCAUUUAUAUCGGUAUCUCCAAAGCCAUCCACUGUUGCUUCUCAGACAUAUUAAAUUCGACAUAACAGCCAGGGCAUUUGGCUAUGUCCAUCUCACUUGCCAUUCCAAUGGUAAGCCUUGCGAAUCUUCCUGCCUUGGGUACUUGCAUCAUUAAGUAAAAUAGGUUAGGUAACUGGCCCAGCUGGCAAAAGGCUGAGUGUUUUCUGUCUGGAAGAUUUAUGCAUGCAAUGGCAAAGCUUAAACAUAGGUUGCAUUUGACAAUUGUGAAUGUCUAAAAAACUUUAGUCCUAUGAUGCUUUACGGUUCCAAGUUAAAAUACGGCCUUGGCUGUCUGUCCCAUGGUCAUCACUUUUGAAUGAGCAUUUCAGUUAUGGAAAAUGAAGCAUGUUCAAGCUUGCAUUUCUGUUCUGUUGUUGUUUGUGUAUCUGUUCUGUACAUUUGGAUGCUUUUGAGCAUGCUUGGCCUGUAAAAGGAACGCUAUACCUUGUUCGUGCAAAAAAACAAAAGGCCACCAUGAAAGAGGAUCUUGCAACACUCUUGGGACCAUUUGACAAGCCCUUCUUCAGAGGUAUUGCGCUGUACCCAUUUAAAGAAAUGCUAUUGACUAGCAUUGCUAAAUCUUACUCUGAUUUCCUUAUGUGCCCCGCUCCCAUUUUCCCCCCUCCCCAAGUUUCUAGGAUCUGUAAGUGAAUGUGUACUUCGACGUGUUUACUCGCUGAACAACUCUUGCCGGAAGUUGGUGUGCACGCAUUUUUUUGAGUCGUGUGUGCUGACUGUAGAUACUGACACAGAAGGCAAAUUGGCAAGUUUUUAGGCUAUAUUUGUUGUCUUGUCACUUAGCGAUCAGAUAUGAUGUUACAGGCCAACCGCCACACUAUAUUGCUUUGGCUCAAUGAGUUAUAAAUGAGAACCAAUUCACUAUUUGAUUGCAUGCAGUAGUUUUGGCAAAGUUGCAGGUCUUUAAUUGUGAAAUUUUCCUGUGACUGGUUUUAAAAAGCACCCAAGCGCAGGGUGCAUGCACAUUCUCAGUGACAUUCCCUGUGUUAAUUCUGUGCCAUGGCCUUCGAGAUCUGUUGUGCGUCGUCGCGGUUGCUGCCAGAUCUCGGAGCUCAUGCUUAGGGAGUUAUGGUUAUUCAUUCUUUUGAGUUCUGCAUCAUUUUCAGCUAGCUAUAAAUAUAAAGGCUGUUCUCUCUUUUCUUUUUGAAUAUACAAGUAUUUUUGCAUCAAAUAUGCCAUCUCUGUGAAUGCUUCAUAAAGCGUGCACAUUUCAAGUGUAAUACUCUCAUGCAGCCCAUAACCAUGCUUUUGAUGCAAUGCAAAACAAUGUUGUCAGAGUUAGCUUUCAACGCAGCUGUAGAUAACUGAAUAGUACCAUUGCAAAUUUGAAUACGUCUACUGCGCAAUACAGCAAGGCAUUUGUAAUUCUGGUUCCAGUGCAGAUUGAAGGCACAUCAGACAUUGGAGUGUUCACCACAUUUUUAGUAGUUGCGGGGUGUCUCCAUUUCUUGUUGAUGCACACAGAGAUGCACAUCAGAAGAAACUGCAUGGCAUCGAGCAGCUGCGAAAACGUGCUUCGAAAAAAUGCAUUCGUUUGCUGAAUCUUUAGACCAAGUUUAGAUAUUGCUACAGCACUUGGGCGUUGGAGUACAAAUGAGAAGGGACAAUGUAUUGUGGCUUCAAAAACUAUUGAAAAUGUUUGUUACUUGGUGCAGUAAACAACAGAAGUGUACAAAGGUUACUGAAAAAGAAAAGAGUUUUAAGAGUUGUUCAAAAAAAAAAGUGCAGAAAAAAUUGUGUUUAUGCUUUUUUCUUCAUCAGAGCAUAAUGUACUGUGAUUGCCAUGCGAGUCAACAGCCUUUCUAUUUUGUGAAUGUGUGUGUGUGUGUCAAAAUGUGAGUACCUUUUCCUGUAUGUUUUCUUUUUUGUUACUGUGGCUUCCUUUGUCAUAUAAAUACAUAGGGUUUACACUGUUACAUUGCCCAAUAAGGUAUACUAAGAUGUACAUAGUCUGUGCUUAAUAAAAAGGCCACAUUACUUGGUGCUUUUGAAAGCUUA